Molecule: messenger RNA, 834 nt
Organism: Phaeoacremonium minimum UCRPA7
Lineage: Eukaryota; Fungi; Ascomycota; Sordariomycetes; Togniniales; Togniniaceae
Product: putative alpha beta hydrolase fold-3 domain protein
Exons: 1
Coding region: 1-834 (277 amino acids)
Molecular function (GO): hydrolase activity
Source: RefSeq, a predicted model, not a curated record
AUGGCUACACUAAGACCUUGUUUUGAGUUCGCGGGAAAGUCGCUUUGGCCUGACUGGCUCCCUAUAUAUCUUCUAGAAUACGCCGAACAGCAUUCAACUCCUCUCAUCUCCGCUGACUACCGCCUCCUGCCGGAAUGCCAAGGACUAGACAUCCUCGACGAUCUGGAAGUAUUUUGGGGCUGGGUCCGUCGAGACAACGACGGACUUCAGGCCUUUCUCAACAGCAAAUAUCCCUCUCUGGCACUUGACACAGAUCGUAUCUUGGCAGAGGGAGAGUCAGCCGGUGGCUACCUGGUCGUGCAAGCAGCUCUGUCCGGUCUUCCAGGACUCAAGGCCGUGAUCUCCGCUUAUCCGAUGCUAGACCUCCGCGACCGGUACUACCGCGAAGCAUUCGAGAAGGUCAUGACUGGGGUGCCGAUGCUACCGCCAGAGAUCAUAACAGAGCACCUCAAAUCCAUGAAGAAAGGAGACAUCGUUUCACAGUCUCUGCCCCCGGCGCGAAUGGAUCUAGGGACGGCGAUCAUCCAGCAAGGACGUUUCUGCGAGUUUCUUGGAGACGAGGACGUGCUCUACCCCGUCGACCGGCUCAGACUCGGACUGCACUCUUCCGGAACGAUGCCACGGCUGUGGAUCUACCAUGGCAAGCAGGACACCGGCAUACCGAGCGCGGGAAGUGUAGUGUUUGCCAAAGAGGCAAAGAGGCUGUGGCCGGAGUCAGAGCUGAGACUUGACCUCCCUGAUGGUGAGCAUGGCGUUCACAAGGACAAGCAUGUCGCAAGUACGACGUGGUUGAGAGAAGGCUUAGCGUGGUUAGAAGAGCCGUGGCUUAAAUGA